UAUAUUUCUAUACAGAGUUUUUUUAAUUUGAAGUUAUAUUGAUUGAAUUGAAGUUUUUGAUUUUCGGAAUUCGAUUAGGUGAUAUUCGAAAAAGUGCUUUUUUUUCUGGACACAUGUUAUUAAAUCGGGUGUAGCAUAUAACUGCCACUGAUGUAUGAUAAGCAGGUUGCAUAGAACUAAGUCGAAGUAGGCUCCGCCGUGGCCCGUGGGGAAGGUCCUUCUUUGAACUUAGCAUUAUCCUGGGCUCUUGGUUGGAUCUUUUUAAUUUAUCACCAAGAACCUUACCCCUCCAGCUUCUUCGAUUAUCGCCUGCUCGUACGAGUUUUGAUUUAUUCUCAAUAUGCCCGAAGUCGUUUGCAUUAUCAAACUACAAUCUCUAAUUCCCGAGAGAUUCAUCCUCGAUUUUCGGACGAAACAUAGAUGGUCAUCAAGAACUGAUUUGCAACAUGCCACCCAAAGUCGAGCUCACACGUAUGUCUCAACAGACUGGGACCAGAUGUAUGGACGAUGAUUGGACCGGAGCAAGCGAUUCAGCAAUUAGAAGAAAAUUACAGAAUCGCUUGAACCAGAGGAUAUACCGUCAAAGACGUAAAGCUCCAUCGAAACCCCAUGAAGACCGCGAAAACGAUUCUUCAAUUGAAGCUUCACAGCUCCGAGAGCGAUCAAUCCUUGGUGAAGCCAAAAGCACACAUUCUGCGAACCCGUUAUCGAUAACGAACCUCCGUAUCGAGAAACAACCCAGCCAACUCGAGCAACCAAGCAAUUCUUCUACCACAUCAUCGGCAGAUAUAAGUAUAAAGCGAUGGACAACAGGUCGCGUGUCGAGAUACCAAGGGUUCUGUGAGAUUCGACUGAUGCUGGCCACAUUCGAGGAAGAAGCUCGUAAGAAUUAUUCGAUGGGCUCUCCACGAACAGAUCAACUUCUCACCCUCAUUCAAUUCAACGUUUUUCGCGCAUUGAUCAAAAACACGCGAACAAUAGGUUGGAACUUGGAUUGGCUGGACUGUACUAUCGAUCCUCUAUCCCCGUGGCUUAAUCUUUCCACAAAGUUUGUUCCGGGAGCGCAUUGUCCUCAAGCAUUGUGUCCAACAGAGAUUCAGCGCACAAUCCCUCAUCAUCCAUGGCUAGAUCUUUGGCCAAUUCCUCAAAUGCGCGAUAACCUAUUGUUGCAUGCUGGAAGUUACGAUGAAGAUCGAUUGUGUAAUGAUCUAGUGGAAUUUGGAGGUCUCAUGAACGAACAAUCCGGCCUCAUUGUUUGGGGAGAACCGUGGGAUAUUUGGGGAUGGGAGGUUAGUGAGACCUUCUUGAAGAAUUGGGGAUGGGCUCUCAAGGGUUGUAAAGAGUUAUUGGCUUCAACAAAUGCUUGGAGGGCGAAAAGAGGAGAGGAAGCUCUUGUUUUUGAAGUCUGAGCAAACUACCUGACCUUGGGACGAAGCGCCGGAUGUUAUAUUGAAUUAGACUCUCAAAUCUUGGGCUCUGCGGGUUAUCACAUAUGGGUAAGGUUAAUUCCUUCCUACUUGUGCAGCCAAGAAUCACAUCCAAUAUCGUCUAGCAAACACCACCAACACCACCAACACCGCCAACGUAACGACGGGAUAAUCUGCCUGAUAAAAACAGCAGAAAUACAACUCCAUUGGAACACGUACUCAAUUAUGGUCUUCCAGCUACCAUUUUAGCUAACAAUUCAUGCGCCAUCUUCUACAAUCUACGGGGAAAGCUACGUAACGUCAAUCU
Molecule: messenger RNA, 1734 nt
Organism: Botrytis deweyae
Lineage: Eukaryota; Fungi; Ascomycota; Leotiomycetes; Helotiales; Sclerotiniaceae
Exons: 2
Coding region: 447-1409 (320 amino acids)
Source: RefSeq, a predicted model, not a curated record